UUUAAAUGCUUCAAAUUUAAAUCAAUUAAAUCAUGAAUAGUAUCAAAAUUGAUAGUUCAACAAAAAUAGUUAUUGAAUAUAUUGACAAACUCCGCAAUUGCUCAAAUGAAAAACGACAAAAAGUAUCAUCAGUCAUUCGUCCAGUUGACUUUCCCGGUAUCUCAACUCAGCAGCUUUGUGAUAUUUUGAUUCGGUUUGCUUAUAAUGGAACAUAUAUCGAUGAUGUUUUCCGGGACCAUCUUCUCAAACUUGUCGUAGAUAAGUCAAUCACCUGGAAUCAAGUCAUCCACAGUGUGAUAAAUACAAAAACAGAUAGAAUUUAUUCGAAAUGUUUGCAAUGCGAAUUGAUCCGGGAAAUGGUCAACUAUGUACAAAUCAAGUCAUUUUCUGAUAAAUUGCAUGCAGAUGAGCUUAUUUCGAUUAUGAAGCCGACUGUUUUCUUCCUCGCGCAACUGAUACAAGAUGUUCUUUCUGAUGAAGAUGAGCUGGAGAUGAUACAAAUUGAGUAUGGGGACGUUCGUAAAGCUUACUACAAACCUUUGGAAGCUCUCAGCGCAUUCAUACACGAUGAUCUUUGUAGCUCACUUCUAGCAUUUUCCGAAGCCUCUGAAAUCACUCAUCAGCUUGAGCUCUGUCGUGAUUCAUUCUCAAAACUUCGUUCACCUGACAAAUCAGCAACUACAUUGGUGGAAAUGCUUAUCGAAAGACAUAUUGAAAAAUGCAAGCCUGUAAAAUUCCAAUACAUCCCUGAAGGAAUCGCUUUGUUCGAUUUGAAAAAUCCUUCCAUUCGCAUUUUGAUCCCCAUUUUUGCUUGCUUCAAAAAUCACGAAAGCAGUAAACUGAUGGCUGAAACUAUUCAAACUUUUGCUGAAAUAAUGCGAUUCUAUGGUCCAGAUGUGAUUUUUGAUAUUCUUCAUGGAGCAAUUCUAUUGAAAUGUGAAGAAUCAAUGGAUUUAUUACACUUUCCAAAACAACAUCGUGCUGACUUUCGAUGGCAAUCCACAACAUUUUUCUACAAAAAAUUACCUCAAAUUAUUGAAUAUUUGAUUCGAAGUGAAAAACUUACCGUAGCUGAAGUUCAAUUUGGAUUGGAAAAGGCUUUGACUGAUUUGUCAAUGAUGUUUGACGCUGCUGACGUUGCCUGGCAGAAUGCAUCAUUUCUAACAUUAUUGAAUGAAUUAGAACCAGUUCUCGGAAAAACCAUUACGGAUCCGUUACGUCUACGACGGAGAGAGCACAUGAAGACAAAUGAUCAGCUUCUUCCAUUUGCUGAUACAGAUAAUCAGCUUAUCGAGAAUACUGAUAUUGAUAAAUUACUCAAUGCAGUUAAAGAAGUGAUGAAUCUACAAUUUGGACAAACUGAAGAAUUUAGCAAAUUGUUCGUAGAUAAAGUGAAAACUGGUCAAACUGACAAUUUUGAUGCAAUAACAUCAAUUCUUAUAACUGAAGGUCGACUUAUGGAAGUUGGAAAAGCAUUUGUAUUGAAAAAUGUAGAAGCUCAAAGAUCUUCAGCUGUUGGUGUGAAUGAGAGAAUUCAAAUAUUUGAUGAUACAUUUAUUUUGCUGUCAAGAAUUUUAAUCAAAAAUCCUAGUGUGUCUAUCAAUAUGUUUGUGAACGGUGGACCCGGGAAAUCUGACGCCGAACAGACGAUGUUUUACAAAUGGUCAAUGAGAUAUGUGAAGCGUGUUGCAAAACAUCGAGAUCCUGAACCAAAAGACGAAACAGAGUACAUUGCUCUACGAAAGGAAGUUGAGAUGCUUAUGCGAUUGGCGAAUGCAGAAGUUGGAAUUGAAGAUGAUCUUGAGAAUGAUGUAGAAGAAGAGAUGCCAGAAGUACAAGAACCAAAUAUUGAAACUCAAAAUGUCGAUGAAAUUUCAAUUCCCGAUCCAUUGCACCUUCUUAUUGAGAAUGAUCCCACUGUCACUGCGGAAUCUAAAGAGACAGAAGAAGUGAAAUUCAAUCCGGAAGGAGUCGAGCAAAUGGAUACAAACGAAAAACCAGCUGAAAUAUCAGAUUCACUAAUUGAACCAACUCUUUUAGAAGAACCAAAAGAUAUAUUGGAGAAUAUAAUAGUGCCAAUUAUAAAAGUAGAAGCUCCAAAACCAGACUCUCCAAUCAAAAAGAAAAAAGAUCCAGAUGUAACGUGGCAUGAAGUUCAUUGUCCUCUUCCAAGAAUUUCAAGAAGAACUGCUAGGGCUUAUUUGGCUCAAAUGAAAGAAGGAAUUCCUUUUUGGAAAACUGAUGAUCCGAAUUUGAAUAUUGGUUCCAUAUUGGCAGCUAUUCCACGUCUCGGACAAUUGUUGGUGGAUGAGCAUGAAGAGAAAAGGAAUCGAAUUGAUAGAAAAUCAGCAGAAGAGAAUAUGACUAAUAUCCUUCAUGCUAUCGAAUCGAUGCCUAGUCUGUUCCUUUGCCUUCUCGAAUGGUUGGAUUGUGAGCCAGAAUCAGGUGCACGAACUUCAUUAGCCUUCACGAUAAACUUGUCAUUGGAGAGGUAUCUAGCAGUGUCAACUCAUGGAAUCAAUUACAUGAAGUGGAUAUUCAUAAAGUCUACUGUGCAACAAAUGAUUGAUGAGCUAGUUGACAAGAGUCCAGCAUUCCCAGAAGUUACCUGUACGGCUUUCAGCACUGCUCGUAGAUUCUGUCCAUUUGUUGGAAGAAAUGAGAAUCCCGAUCAGCUGAAAUUGAAGCAUGCAUGGUACUAUAUGAGACAACAGGCAUGGGCUAGUCCUCACGCUUUAAGACUAUUGGAACAUGCUAACACUGCUAGAGAGUACGACGUUUGGUCUCAUAUUUAUAUCAGUAAAACUAUUAAAAGCGGAUGUGGAGAUAUAAUGACAAGCUCAGUCGACAUGAUCUUCUCAUUUUUAAUGUUGGAUGAUCUCAAUUCCAUUAUUAGAAUUCAUGAAAGUUUGAUGGCAUUUUGGUUAAGUGAGGAUGCAGGACAAUGUCAAGCUGAUGGAAGGUUUGACCCAUUGUCUAUUAGAGUUGUGAUUCGGUUAAUGACACAGGUUCUUCUGAUUGCUGAAUGGACUCUUGAUCGUCUUUUGAACGAAGAUCCAGCUUUUGUUGAACGUCUUAACCUGAAAGAAGUAAAAGCUCCUGAACCAGAAGAUCCUGAUAAAAGAGAAAAAUGGAUAUUCUUAUUGAGAAGUAUGCUCGAACGAACUAUCAAUAGAUUCUUCAAAAUUGUUCGAAAAGGACUCCUUUCCAACGUGGUCAAUACCAUCAUUCAACUUCUCAAAUCAAUUGCUGGAUCUGCUGAUUGCAAAGCAAAGCGUCUUCUGGUCAAAAGAAUACCUCCAGACUUGAUAUUUCAAUUGGCAUACAUCGAACCAUCUUCUGUUGACUAUUCACUGAUGAACAUCUAUUGUGAUCCGGAUAACAAGGAGCACACACAAACGAAGAUUAUGUUCCUUUGUGCUUUACGAAGAUCACAAAGUUUUAGUUUUUGAAAAUCUCAAUUUCGACGUGUAUUUUUUAACUAUUCAGGAGGGCUAUGAAAAAUUGAAUUUAUUUAUUAUAAUCGUAUAAAUAUGUAAAUAU
Molecule: messenger RNA, 3543 nt
Organism: Caenorhabditis elegans
Lineage: Eukaryota; Metazoa; Nematoda; Chromadorea; Rhabditida; Rhabditidae
Gene: lin-25
Product: Protein lin-25
Exons: 13
Coding region: 33-3452 (1139 amino acids)
Cellular component (GO): cytoplasm; nucleus
Source: RefSeq, marked reviewed